AUGGCACGGAUCGAACUUAUCAGUCUUUCUCGUAUAUGGUAUACGAUUAUAGUUGUAUUAAUUCAUUUAAUUCUUGUGUAUUUUGGUAUAAAACAAUGUUAUUUUAAUGAUCGUUUACCAUGGCCUACAUCUUCUUCAUUACCAAAACUUGAAUUAUUAAUACAAAAAUUUUGUCUUCUUAUAUCAUUUGUACUUCUUUUAAUAUUUAUUUAUCCAGCUUUAUUUAAAAUUGGAAAUUUUUCAAAUGAUAAUCAACAAUUAACGAUAGAUGAUUUAAAAAAAACUGAACUAUCUUUAUGUUCGAAAUUAUGGCAACAUUGUUUUUCAUUAAGUAGUACACUACAUUUAAUUAUGAGUUUUCUCAUUAUUAUAUCCACUGUACUUAUUCAUGCUAAACAAAUUAUGGUUGGAUUAAAAAAUUCAGCACUUCUAUGGCAUAGUGACCUUGAUUUACUAUUUGAUUGGUCUUCAUCACCGACGAUAUCUAUCACUAAACGUUUUGUAAUAUCAAAUCAAAAUUUCUCAUCAUUAUCAUUCUCAAUUGAUUCCUAUUCACGUUUAAGUAUAUUGAAUUUUCUAUUUGCAUCAUUUGUUUGUAUUAUACGUGAACCAUAUGUAUUCUGGUCCAUAUCAAAAAUUUUUUCUAUACUUUAUUCAUUUGCUAUUGCUCUUAAUGUUUUACAAUGGUGUUUAAUGUACGGUGCAUUGCAAUUAUUAAUAAAAAAUAUUUGUUUUAAUACCAUUGAAUUACGUCAUAAUAUUGGCUAUUUACUAUCAAAUCAACCCUAUACAACAUUAUUUCUUUAUUUACUUCUUGAAUUUCUUAUUUAUAUAUCUUCAAUAACAUAUUAUUAUUAUGCGUAUAAUCGUUUUAAAUCAAAUUAUAAACGUUCAUGUUAUGAUCGUUUUUCAAAUUAUUGUCCAAGUUUAAUAGCUAUUAUUAUUUUAUUAUUAUAUACAGCAUGUAAAAUGCCAUUAGCACAUGAUAUAUUUUUACUUUAUAUUCAAACACGUUUACCUCUUUUAUUUCUAACAUUUAUUUUUGAAAUUAUUCAUGUUUUGUUAAUAUUAGCUAUAUGGAUUUUUUUAACAACAAAAUUAAACUGGCAUAUAAAUUCUCAAGAAAAAAAAUUAUCAAAAACUUUUAAUGGUUUAACAGUUCAAAAUAUUCCAAUAGAAGAACGAACAAAAAUUUCCUUAUCAGAAUUAAAUAAUGAUUAUUCAUCAAAAGAAAAACCUUAUGAAAAAAUUCGUAUAUUUCAAUCAGAAAUUUAUUAUCAUAAUCGACCAAAAAAUUGGAGUUUACCAUUAAAUCAACAAUCAACAAUGAUGGCUGAAUUUGAUAAUGAUGAUGAUAUUAUUACUCGUUCACCUUCAUAUCCAAUAAGUCCAAAUAAUAACAAUAAUAAUAAUAAUAAUGAAAUACAAUAUCGAAAUGCAAUAAGAAAAACUCUUUCAAAUAUAAAAAAUUCUCAAGAACAAGCAAAAGCUGUUUUUCUAAGAAGUAAUACACCGCCUACACCACCUGUUAAAAAAUUUACAAAAGAACAAGUAGAAGCAGCUAGAUUGCGAGCUCAAAAAAUAAUUAAUCAACAACAAAGAUCAUCGGGUUAUAUACAACAACAACAUUCAACUGCUUUACUUAUUAGUCAAGUUUGA
Rotaria sp. Silwood1 is the source of this 1659-nucleotide messenger RNA. Lineage: Eukaryota; Metazoa; Rotifera; Eurotatoria; Philodinida; Philodinidae. The record is from the annotation of a GenBank genome assembly.